Molecule: messenger RNA, 1317 nt
Organism: Brassica oleracea var. oleracea
Lineage: Eukaryota; Viridiplantae; Streptophyta; Magnoliopsida; Brassicales; Brassicaceae
Product: alpha/beta hydrolase domain-containing protein 17B
Exons: 6
Coding region: 107-1201 (364 amino acids)
Molecular function (GO): hydrolase activity
Source: RefSeq, a predicted model, not a curated record
AUUGCAUAGGCCAUUAUUUUCUUCUUGCCACUUAAUCUAAAAAGCGUUAAAAAGAGAGAGAAAAGUUUCUUGAGUGAGUGUUUUAAAAAAAAAUUCUUGAGUGAAGAUGGGAACAGCGACGUCGACGAUGGCGGCUAAGUUAGCUUUCUUCCCACCAAAUCCGCCGUCGUACACGGUGGUGACGGACGAAUCGACGGGGAAGAUGAGAAUAUCGGCGGAAAUGAUGCGUCACCGGAGAGACGAGGAAAUAGAAGUGGUGAAGAUAAUGACUAGAAGAGGGAAUGAGAUCGUGGGGAUGUAUAUAAAGCAUCCAACGGCUAAACUAACAGUUUUGUAUUCUCACGGCAACGCCACAGACAUAGGUCAAAUGUUCAUCAUCUACAAUGAACUAAGUCACCAUCUCAAUGUCAAUCUCAUGGGAUACGAUUAUUCAGGAUAUGGGCGAUCUUCUGGCAAGCCAAGCGAGCAAGAGACGUACGCAGACAUAGAAGCAGCUUACAAUUGGCUAAGAGAAACGUGCGGUACAAAAGAUGAACGUAUCAUUUUGUACGGACAAUCUGUGGGCAGUGGACCGUCGCUUGAGCUUGCUUCUCGUCUUCCACGUCUUCGAGCACUUGUUCUUCACAGUCCUUUCUUGUCCGGUCUACGUGUCAUGUACCAUGUCAAGCACUCCUUCUGGUUCGACAUUUUCAAGAAUAUUGAGAAAAUUCAACUCGUGGACUGUCCCGUUCUUGUGAUUCAUGGAACAGAUGACAAAGUUGUGGAUAUUUCACAUGGAAAGCAAUUAUGGGAGCUAUCCAAGGAAAAAUAUGAACCUUUAUGGCUUAAAGGAGGAAGCCACUGUAAUCUUGAGAUGUUUCCUGAGUACUUACCUCACUUAAGAAAGUUCAUAGGGGCCAUUGAGAAGCUUCCAGUUCCACAAUUCCGACGCCAUUCAGUAUCUGAUGAUCACAAGAAAGACAAACAACAACUGGAUCCGAAAAAGAGUAGUAGUUGGAUUGGAUCUAGACAUAGCACGGAAUGUGUUACUUCUAGAGACAACUCAAGAAAGAUGAAUAUUGGUCAUCGGUCAGGAAAGGCGAGAAACAGCACGGAUAGCUUUGAUCGUGCUAGGAAUAGCUUCGACAGGUUGGGUGAAAUGGUGAGAUCAGUUCGAUUGUGUAACGUUGAUUGUGUGAAGAAUGCAGUUGCAGAGGCCUGAUGAUUGUUGUUAGACCCAACCAAAUAUUGUUCUUUUUUGUUCGUUGGUUAUAUUCUUUGGAAUGGAGAAAGAUGUUUUGUAAACAUAUAUAUCCUUCUCAGUUUUCACUAAAUAAA